Gekko japonicus is the source of this 3230-nucleotide messenger RNA. RefSeq names its product Rho GTPase activating protein 27 (gene ARHGAP27). The transcript has 15 exons. Gene Ontology annotation, cellular component: cytoplasm. Gene Ontology annotation, molecular function: protein binding. NCBI's taxonomy places the organism in Eukaryota, Metazoa, Chordata, Lepidosauria, Squamata, Gekkonidae. Bases 401 to 3055 code for a protein of 884 amino acids. The record is from RefSeq and is a predicted model, not a curated record. Gene Ontology annotation, biological process: signal transduction; regulation of GTPase activity.
GAUCCUGCAGGGCAGGGAUUUGGACUGCACUGCUGGGGGGGCGGGGGGCUGCACGGCGACCAAUCUGUUCCUGCUCCAGGCUUCUUCCUGCCGCUUCUGGUUUUGACUCGGGAGUCUCCUUCUCACAAGGAAGUCAGUGGAAACACCGGUGUUGUGAUAUCUGCCUUCCUGUUCUCGGCGCAGAUCAGUCGGAGAGGAGUGAAGCGGAGGCAGGUCCGGGCCAGACGCGCAGGCUGGGGCAGGUCCGUGCAGCUCUUGACAGGAGGAGCCGGGAUGUGCGGUGAGAGGCAGGACCUGGAGACAGGCACAGAGGGGGCCCCGGACAGGAGUGUCGCUGAGGAGAUGUGAGCUAUAAGAGAGAGAAGAGUUUGCUCCCAGGAAGCCACUGCGGGACCCAAGGAUGGAGUCCCUGGGCAGAGAGGAGGAAACCUACAUCUUGGUGGAAUACGCCUUUGAGUACACCGCCAAGGACGGGCGUCUCGUGUCGAUAAAGCCCAACGAGAGAUACGUGCUCCUGAAGCGAACGAAUGACCACUGGUGGCACGUCAGGAAGAGCAACGGCAGCCGUCCCUUCUACAUCCCGGCCAAAUACGUCAGGCAGCUGCCUGGUCCUGCGGCCCAGACUGAGCCCCCUUCGGAGACGCUGCCCCCCACAACUCGGUUGGAGGAUGCCGACGCAUCCGUUGGGGUUGGCCGGGAGCAGCGGCCCGAGUACGAAUAUCGGUUUGUGAGUGCCAUUCCAGCGUGUGAGCCUCGAAAGACAGACACGGAUGAACCCAGCGAUUCCUCCCGGGCCCGUUCUGUCUCUUUGCAGGCGGGACUGGCGUCCCCUCUUGGGGUCGACAGAAAGGUUCUGCCUCCCGUUUCGGGAGAAAAGACAGCCACCCCCACCAGCCUGAGUGCAUCUCACGGCUGCCUGAAGCCUCACGGCCCAACGGAGCCCGGCUGUUCCGGGAAGGGCUACCGCCGGCCUGCUGAGCUCAUCCGGCCAACCGUGUCCCUGGACGACCUGGCCAGGUUCACUUCUCACAGCCAAGCAGGGACGGGGGACUCGGGACUGCACAAAGCCGCUUCGUGGGGCCAUCCUCACCCACGCCUCGGCUCCGAAAACUUCUACAAGCCGGCAGAGGAGAGAGCAAAGGAGGCCAUCCAGGAGCUGGGCACAGAGCUCGGUGCCGAACAGCCGCACACGGAACCAGCCCCGGAUCCCGUCUACGUGAACCUCCAGGAGCUCCAGAAGGAACUGAGCGCAGCUGCAGUUUCCAGGGCGGACUGCAGCCUUCAGCCACGCCUCGGCAGUCCGCCGCCGAACUGGGAGACUCACACAGACACGGAAAGCGGUCAAGUGUUCUACUACAACCCGGCGACCGGGCAGACGACAUGGGAUUAUCCGCUUGAUGGCUGUGUGGAUGGUGCGAGUCCCACCGACUCUUGCUCCUCUUCCCUGACUUUCAGCCCUGCUCCACCGACAGAGUGGGACCAAUAUGUAGACCAAGUGAGUGGGCAAGUGUUCUUCUACAACACGGCGACAGGAGAGACGUCGUGGGAUGCGCCCCGAGCGGGAGACCCCCUCAGCUAUCCAGAGAUGCAGCCUGCCAUUGCUCCCUUCAGCUCGGUGGAUCGGAGGCCUCCCACUCCAGAAACUGACUACCCCGACCUUUCCCCCCAUGAACUCGACCGCUACCCUGAGGAAGACUAUUCUCCCGCGGGCUCCUGCAGGCACCCGGCCUUCUCCUACGUUCCGGCAUCAUACCACAGUUGGGGCAGCAGCAGCAGCCAGGAGGCACUGGUGGUUGACUCAGACUUGGUCCCUGUGCCGAGCCAUCGCCGCAGCACCAGCAGCGGGUCCAGCCUGGACGGCAGCCUCUUUGGAACCUGGUCAACCAGCCAGUCGGCCUUCUCUCCGCCAAAGGAGGAGGAGCAGUUCAAAACCCUUGAAAAGGCAGGGAUGCUUCACCGGACCAAAACGGCGGAGAAAGGGAAGCGCCUGAGGAAGAACUGGAGUUCCUCGUGGACCGUUCUGGAGGGGGCCGUCUUGACAUUUUUCAAGGACUCGAAGCAUUCCGCUUCUGGCGGCGUGAAGCAUCCCUCUGUGCUGAGCAGUCCGGAACACACCGUGGAUCUUCGUGGAGCAACACUCUCUUGGGCCCCCAAGGACAAAUCGAGCAAAAAGCACGUCCUGGAGCUGAAGACGCGGGACGGCUCCGAGUACCUCAUCCAGCACGAUUCAGAGGGCAUCAUUGGCACCUGGCAGAAAGCCAUUGCGGACAUUAUUGGCAGACUGCCUGCAGACUUCCCUCCGGAAGAUAAUGGGGACAGUUCCACAGAUCUGGGUUUGAAGGAACAAGUAGGAAGCAACAGAGAAAAAGAGGGCGAAAAGAAGAGUCCAGCCUCCUGGCACUCAUCCAGCUCUCUCAACCCAGAGAGUGAGACCAGCAAAGUCCGGAACAAACUCCGGAAGUUUCUUCUGAGGCGGCCGACUCUUCAGUCCCUGAGAGAAAAAGGCUACAUCAAAGAUCAGGUGUUUGGGUGCCCUCUACAAACUCUGUGUGAACGUGAGAAAACCACUGUGCCUCAGUUUGUCCGGAUGUGCAUCCGCACCGUAGAAAACAGAGGUUUGGAUAUUGAUGGGCUGUACCGGGUAAGCGGAAAUCUGGCUACGAUACAGAAACUGCGCUAUAAAGUUGACCACGAAAUUAAAGCAUGGGGGCAGAUAAUCAUGUGUUGGCAAGAACAGACGAAUGAGAAUUUUCCUUUCUGGGUGUUUGCAGAAAUCCCAGAGCCGGCCAAGCGAAGCUUCCAUUUAAGGGAGCUGGUGCAUUCUCUCCCUGCUGCUAACCGUGACACCAUGAAGGCCCUUUUCCAGCAUCUCUGCAGGGUUAUUGAGUUCCGGAAGGAGAACCGCAUGUCGGCACAGAGCGUUGCCAUCGUAUUUGGGCCCACGCUGCUGAAGCCAGAGGCCGAAGAAGGGAACAUGACCAUGCAUAUGGUGUUCCAGAAUCAAGUUGUGGAACAAAUCCUGAACCAGUUCAGCUACAUUUUCCCAGAGAGCUAGACUCUCCCCGUGGACUGGAAGGAGCCGGCUUGAAUGAAGCAGUGUAUUCUACGCGAAGGCGGGUCCUGUCGCUAUGCGGAAGAUGUGGUGUUGCCGGGCAGUGCCACAACUAAAUGCUGACGGUGGGGGGGAGAGGAAGAUGACCUUAUCUAUAUGACUAUAAAUAAAAAUAUCG